Messenger RNA from Porites evermanni, 3793 nucleotides. The record is from the annotation of a GenBank genome assembly. Lineage: Eukaryota; Metazoa; Cnidaria; Anthozoa; Scleractinia; Poritidae.
GAGGAGACAAAGCGAAACGUGACGCAAGCACUUUUUACGAAAUUAUUCGAUGGCUACCAGAAGGAAUUUCUACCGCGUCUUAAUGAAUCAGAACCUGUCCAGGUGCAUUUUGAGUUUGAGAUCAUCACCAUCAAGGAAGUGGUGAGCUUUAAAAGGGACUGUCCACACUUGGUGCUCGGGAACUAGUACCUGGGUACGGCACAAAAUGGUGUUGUGUUUACACUUUGAGUACCCGACAUGUGACUGUGUACAUAGUUACUCCAUUUCGCCCUGUCAGACGCCAUUUUGAAACAUGAGCUUAGCAGCGAGAACAAAGCAGUGGACUGCCCGGAACUUACAAAAAUUGUGUGAACAAAAGGACCCAGUGCCCACUUUGGUGCCCUAGUACAAGGUCGAGACCUUGUACUCGAGCACCGGCACCAUCGGCAUGCCCGAAUUCUUUCGUGGGUACUUGAAAAAGGGUGUGUUCACGUUAAUGCCCACCGAGUACCGUACUCGGGCACCGUGCCCGGGUACCAAGUGUGAAAGCUGCCUUAAAUUUACUAAGGCCCUUAGCACAAGGGGUACCACAGACCAUUAGCACUUUCAUCUUUCUGUUACCAUACCGCAAACUGCCGCUUUAAACCCCAUCUACUAAUAAACCCCCAAUUAUAGGCCAAUCUACCUGUAAAAAAAUACAUCCGAUUAUAAGCAUGGCAGGAUACAAGCCCCUCUCUGAAUUCGAUUUAUUAUGAGGUUUUCAACCCUAAUUAAAAACCAGUUAUUACAAAAUGUAUUUUGAUCAGCACCGCUAUAGAUUGUUUUGAAGCGCUUUUUCUCUUCCCGUUAUGAGCCCUCUCGGAUACGUCCCUCUGUUUAUAAGCCCUCCUCAAACCCUUACGAAGAUGUACAAGCCCAGGGCUUAUAAGCGGCAGUUUAAGGUAUAACAUUUUAGAGGUACCUUCCAGCUGACUUUUAACUCUACUUCUUAGUAUUUUCAGUAAGGAAUUGAAACAAAUCUUGAUUUUCGUCUCCUCUUAGAGUUGAUGCUACUUAUCUGCUUUUUUCUUUUUCUUCUUGCCACAGAAUGCCAAGGAUCAGACAAUUACAGUUUAUGGUUGGGCCGAACAGGUAACAUUUAGCAUUUCAAUUUAAAACUAAGAUUACAGACUUUUGCCUUUUGAAGAAUGCGAUAUAAUUCAAACCCAAGUAUGUAACGCUGAAAAAGGAAAUUGUUUGAUUACCGUAAAGAAGUAGCUACAAACAAAACAUACGGAUCCUUUAUAGGCUAUAAUUUGUGCGGUUUUAAGAGGGGAAUAAUUAGUAAUAACGGUCAAAUGUGUGAGUUCAUGUAUCUUUCUCUCCCCAAGAAAUGGCGCAAUCCCUUACUCCAGUGGAACGCAUCUGAGUAUGGUGGUAUUAAGUCCAUUCAAACGAGUGCCGACAAGGUCUGGGUACCGGACAUACUCAUGUACUACAAGUAAGAAAAUAGCAAUGACAUCCGCACGCACACAGGACAAGCCAACAUACCUUUAUUCUGCCUCCUUUACUUUAUUCUUUAUUCCACCUCCUUUACAAACCCCCCGUAAGGGGGUAGAGGGAAGGGAAAAAAUGAGAGAAACUUCCUCUCUCACUCCCCCCCACUCCUCUCUGAAAUCUCCUUUCUUCUUACCCCUAAGGCUUAAGGCCAGAUACCCGGGAUAAACCCUCCGACGCAACGGUAUUUGAUACUGAGUGAAAACCACAGCUGGGCCACCUUAUUUGACAAAACACUUGCUCACAAAAGGGAGGUCGUGGUUUUGAUUUCCAGGACUUGAACAAUACUCUUCUUAAAAUAACUGAUGAAAAAGACAUUGCCUUUGCCUUAAAUAACAACAAGGCUCAGAAUACGCACAAGAGACGAUCCCGUCUCCGGCGAGGACCCAAAAUGGUCCUGAAAACACACAAUGAAAGAGAAAACAGUCGUCAGGGUGCUCUGUGUAAGAGAAGAACAGGCGGGAGACAGGAUGGUUGUAAAAUGGCAGCUAUUUGUGCUUUUAAGUUACAGGAACUGCAGCUUUCGGUUCACUCUAACCGUUAGCCCGUUCCAGGCGUUCAGAUAGUGGAGUGAGGUUCGAAGUCAGAGUUUGGGAAAAAAAUAAUUAGGAAGAGAGGGAGAGGGGGAGGGAGAGGGAGAGGGAGAGGGAGAGAGAGAGGGAGAGGGAGAGGGAGAGGGGGAGGGAGAAGGGGAAGGAGAGGGAGAGCAAGAGGAAGAGGAAGAGGGAGGGGGAGAGGGAGAGGUGGAGAGAGAGGGAGAGGCAGAGACAGAGGGAGAGGGAGAGGGAGAGAGGAGCCGGGAACCUUAAAUCUCAACCCUAUACCCCACACCUCUCUUUUUUUUCUUGCUCACCACUCUUUGUGCCAUCCCUACCAUCUGCCUGGGCUGACAGGCCUGAAGGUUAGUGAUAAGUAGCAUUUGUUUGUAUAGUAUAUUUUUAAUCCUAGCGGAUGGACGCUUCUACGAGCUUUCCUGCACUGUACUUACUUUUACCAACAAGUCUAACAAUAACAUGGUUACACGAUUAUUUCUGCUUUCAAUCUUACUAGCAUUGACUUCCUAGACCGCAUUGGGGGCGGACCGACUUCAUAUAAAACCAAUGUUAUCACGCGAUCAAAUGGAGACAGCUACUGGUUUUGCCCAGCCCUCUUUCAAACCGCCUGCGCCAUAGAUAUCACUUACUUUCCAUUCGACAUGCAGACCUGUGAGCUCAAAUUUGGUUCUUGGUCUUCAGGCAGUCAGGAAAUAAAAUUGUCGACAAGACCAAUGAAUAUAUCGACUAUAUCAAAAGAGUACGUGAACAACGGUGAAUGGCAACUAAUCAGAGUCGCAUCCAAAAAAAAUGUCUUUCAGUACAAAAAUGGGCCAUAUGAUGACAUCACUCUCACCUUGGUGAUAGCCCGUGUGUACUUUACUUAUUUUGUGAACCUGAUUGUCCCAUGCUUUCUCAUUUCAACCAUGAUAUUUCUGGGAUUUAUUCUUCCACCAGAGUGCGGGGAAAGAAUUGGUUUGAGCAUAACCGUACUUCUUGCCAUGACUGUCUUCCAGCAAUUAACAGCAAACAUUUUCCCCUCGUUUGAUUUCCCACUCCUCGGUCAGUACUAUUUUGCUACAAGCGUUGAAAUAAGCUUUUCGUUGGUGGCAACAACGAUUGUUUUGAACUUCACGGCCAGCAAAAACAAGAAGAUGCCAAGUUGGUUGCGUAAACUACUUCUAAAGUGGUUGGCGCGUGUUAUUUUCCUGAGAAAUACCGUGGAACGAAGCUGUCCUAAACCCAACAGACGCAGAAAAUCGAUGCGAGGCAACAGCGUGAGGCAGCAUAUGAGAAGAAACGCCCCAGGUGCCAGACAAAAUGGAUCUGUUGCACAGAUGAUUUUCGAUGGAGCUAGCUCUGAAGAAAAAAGGGACGACCGGCUAGUUGAAGAGUUGAACAACGUCUUUAUAGUAUCAAAAAACCUUGACUGCGGUGGCAUGCGUUAUGCAAACUCCAUCGCGUCCAGUGAAUUAAAUGGCCAUGGUCCUGGCAAUUUAGUCCUUAGCAAUGCUGAAUAUGAGGAGGUAUGGGACGAGAUGGAAGUACCAUUCACGGGAGUCUUGGAUGAGAAUGGCGAGGAACUCGAGGAGGACGAGUUGACCUUUAGACAGUGGGAGUGGGUCAUGGCCGCGCGAGUCCUGGAUCGAGCGUUGCUGUGGGUCUCUAUAAUUACGGGUAUCGUGACGUUUGUGGCAAUUUUCAUGAGAGCACCUCGCUUGCAGGACAUACUUUUUGGUUCGUGA